Molecule: messenger RNA, 2554 nt
Organism: Varanus komodoensis (Komodo dragon)
Lineage: Eukaryota; Metazoa; Chordata; Lepidosauria; Squamata; Varanidae
Gene: ZC3H14
Product: zinc finger CCCH-type containing 14
Exons: 17
Coding region: 88-2295 (735 amino acids)
Biological process (GO): regulation of mRNA stability
Cellular component (GO): cytoplasm; nucleus
Molecular function (GO): poly(A) binding; metal ion binding
Source: RefSeq, a predicted model, not a curated record
UUCUCCCAGCCUCUGGCCAGCUUCGGGUCAGGCCUAACUUGUUUUCGGUAGCAGCGGGACGGGUGGCGUUUGGCCGAAUCGGUGGUCAUGGAGAUCGGCACCGAGAUCAGUCGCAAGAUCCGGAGUGCUAUAAAGGGAAAGCUACAGGAACUGGGAGCAUAUGUUGAUGAAGAGCUCCCUGAUUAUAUCAUGGUCAUGGUAGCCAACAAGAAGAGUCAGGAACAGAUGACAGAAGAUCUCUCCCUCUUUCUAGGAAACAACACUGUGAGAUUUACCGUAUGGCUUCAUGGUGUAUUAGAUAAGCUUCGGUCUGUUACCACAGAGCCUACCAGUCUAAAAUCUCCUGAAUCAAACAUCUUUGAGACCAAUUUGCCUUCUGGCAAAAGCACAUCAAGUGUAAGUGAGGAAAGAAGAGGGGAAGAAAUCCUACAUCCUCUUACAGUCUCAAGUUCUCGUCCAGAAAGGACUGAUUCCAGAGUUUCAACUAGCUCUCAGGAACAAAGAGCCUUUGACACCCGGCAGCCCUGCCAAGAUGAUUCCCCAUCCCUCUUGAUGUCCACGGUGAAACCGCUCAGGGAGCUCUCCCCAUUGGAAGCUGUGAUCGACAUUAAGCCUGAGCCAGAUGAUCUCAUCGAUGAAGACCUCAAUUUUGUGCAGGAGAAUCGGUUGCCCCGGAAGAAGCCUCUGGUAACAGUGACAUAUGGCUCUUCUCGCCCAUCUGCUGAAAUCUAUCGCCCACCAGCCAGUCGAAAUGCUGAAGGCAACAUACACUUUCAGCGGUUGAUGCAACAAAGCAACCUACAGACUGCCAAGCAGCUUGAGAUGCAGGGAGGCAGGUCACUGGAAACCAUCCAGCUCUGUGAUCCCGACACAUGUGGCAGCUUGGCUGAGAGUUACAGGCCCACUUCCAAAGGGAACGCUGAUAAAAUUAGCAGUGAGGAAGAAAGUUUGAGGAAGAGGAAACUCCCAAUUAUAAGCUCAGUAGUCAAAGUGAAACGGUUUAGUAAUGAUGGAGAGGAGGAGGAAGAGGAGGAAGACUAUGGACUGCGACUGGGAGGCAUCUCCAGCAGUGUCUCUGUGCCUGCCAAACCUGAAAGAAGACCUUCAUUGCCUCCUUCCAAGCAGGCCAAUAAGAAUUUGAUAUUGAAAGCUAUUUCUGAAGCUCAGGAAUCAGUUACAAAGACAACUAAUUAUGCAGCAGUCCCACCAAAGCAGACAGUUCCUGUGGCUCCCAGAACACGGACCUCCCAUGAGGAAGCCCUUCUGGAAGCAAUGCAUGGCCAGAACCAACUGUCCAGGGUGAACUCCCAGGCACAGGAAGAAGAACCAAGGGAACAAACGCUGGGGAGAGUUUCAGGAACCCAGCAAAGGCAGCUUUUUUCCCGUCUCCAGAUUGAUCCAAGCAUUGAGGAGCCAUUGCAAAAGCCACAAGAUUAUUAUGACUUGGAGUCAGUGGUUCACACAGACACCAGAUCCUUCAUCCUAAAGAAGCCCAAGCUAUCCGAGGAAGUUAUGGUGCCCCAGAACCUGGAAGUGGGGAACAGGACCACAGAAGCCUUGCAGGUUCUUUCAGGACGGCUGAUUCAGACAAGAGAGCAGCUUGUGCAGCCGGAGAAGCCUGCUAGUCCCAAGUUUAUAGUCACUUUGGAUGGAGUCCCCAGCCCUCCGGGGUAUUUGUCUGAUCAAGAAGAGGAGGAGCUGAGCCUUAUGGAAGGAGUAAGGCCAGUUCCCUCCAAAGCAACAGGCAGCAAAGGAUUAAGAAGCCUCCGCAUGCAGCAGAUGCACAUUAUAUCCAGACAGCUGGAAAGCACUGAUGUGGAGAUGGAGAGUGUGAGCAUCCCACACAAAGUAGAGAAAGUACCUGAGCGCUGCAAGUAUUGGCCUGCCUGCAAAAACGGUGAUGAGUGUGCCUUCCAUCAUCCCACGCUGCCAUGCAAGGCCUUUCCCAAUUGCAAAUUUGCUGACAAGUGCUUGUUCAUCCAUCCAAACUGUAAAUAUGAUGCCAAGUGCGCCAAGCCAGACUGCCCAUAUACUCAUGCCAGUCGACGGACCCCACUCCCACCUGCUAAACCAGUUGCUUUCACAGCUCCAGUUCCAGUCCCUCCAGCAUCUUCCACCAGUCAGCUUUGCCGAUUUUUUCCAGCAUGUAAGAAAAUGGAAUGCCCUUUCUACCAUCCCAAACAUUGUAGGUUUAACACCCAGUGCACCAGAGCAGACUGCAGUUUCUACCAUCCCGCUGUUUCUGUACCACCACGUCAUGCCUUGAAAUGGACCCGGACCCAAGCUAGUGAAUAAUUUACAUAAUCUGUUCAUUAAAUUUCACCAUUGUACUACAAUGGAUGUUGGCUGAUGGAACAAGAUGCUGAUGGAAUUACAGAUGCCAGGCUUUGAAUAUAUAUUGUUUCUUAAAGGACGUUGAUUGGAUACUUGAAAUAAGUAAUUUUGAAACUUGUAUAUUUAAUAACUUGUUUUGCAUAUUUUUUACUGUAUAAAGUGUCUGUAGGGAAGACGAUGUUGCUUUAAUCUUAAUUAAAAUGUCAAGGCAAGGAAGUUG